CCCAAACCCUAGCCAGCCGUACGAGGCGCUCGCCGGCGAUGGACGACGCCGGAGGCGGCGUGGCCGCGGCGGCUAUGAACCACCACGCGCGCUCCCCCGAGGACGUCUUCCGCGACUUCCGCGCGCGCCGUGCGGGGAUCGUCAAGGCGCUCACCACGGAUGUGGAGAAGUUCUACCAGCAGUGCGACCCGGAGAAAGAGAACCUGUGCCUUUAUGGGUUACCCAAUGAGACCUGGGAUGUGACUUUGCCAGCCGAGGAAGUACCUCCUGAACUUCCAGAACCAGCUCUGGGCAUAAACUUUGCUCGUGAUGGGAUGAUUGAAAAAGAUUGGCUGUCGCUGGUUGCAGUUCAUAGUGAUGCUUGGCUACUAUCUGUAGCAUUCUACUUUGGAGCUCGGUUUGGAUUCGAUAAAGAAGCCAGGAGACGGCUCUUCACCAUGGUUAAUGGUCUUCCCACUGUCUAUGAAAUUGUGACGGGGGUUGCCAAGAAGCAACCAAAACCUUCCAAUGGCAGCAGCAAAAGCAGCAAAUCCAACUCUAAACCAUCAAGACACUCAAAUUCUAACAGCAAGCCUGCAAAGCCAGCUCAACCAAAAGAUGAGGAAGAUAACGAUCAAGAAGACGCACAGGAGGAGGAGCAAGCAUACUCGUGUGCCUCCUGCGGGGAGACCUAUGUGAACGGUGAGUUCUGGAUCUGCUGCGACAUCUGCGAGAAGUGGUUCCACGGCAAGUGCGUCCGGAUCACCCCUGCGAAGGCGGAGCACAUCAAGCACUACAAGUGCCCUGCUUGCAGCAGCAAGAGGAGCCGGGAAUGACCACGGGAGGGUCCCGUUAGAAUCGUUAGAAACGGUGAAGCAGCAGAGAUGCUGCUGUGAGCCUGUAACCGGUGCACCGGUUUGUUGUACUACUAGUUUCAUCUUUGUGUUGUGUUGGAUAUGGUAACUGGUAGUGUUUAGCAGUCUAACUGCAUGCUGUCGUUGUAGUGUGACGUGUACUAUUGAGAGCACUGGUGUUCAGUAAUCAGGUGCUGGGUUAGUUUGUAACUGUGUAUGAUAUGUUAAUGCCUCCUAUCACGACCUGGGAUUGUUAUUCUGAUGAAGCUCUUGGGAUGCUGAUUCUA
Lolium rigidum is the source of this 1120-nucleotide messenger RNA. Its product is annotated as PHD finger protein ALFIN-LIKE 7. The record is from RefSeq and is a predicted model, not a curated record. Gene Ontology annotation, cellular component: nucleus. The transcript has 5 exons. Gene Ontology annotation, biological process: regulation of DNA-templated transcription. The coding region runs from base 39 to 815 and encodes 258 amino acids. NCBI's taxonomy places the organism in Eukaryota, Viridiplantae, Streptophyta, Magnoliopsida, Poales, Poaceae. Gene Ontology annotation, molecular function: transcription cis-regulatory region binding; transcription coregulator activity; histone binding.